UCACAGUAACCCACUGGCAUGAGAGAGAAGAGAAAGAGAGGGAGAGGUGGGGUAACCGUAAUCAAUGAGUGUAAUGUUUCUGGAUUCACAACUGAGUAAAUGUGCAUUUAUUGUGGUGGUUCUCUCUUUGAUUGGCUUGCAGAAAAGAGAGAGAGAAAAUGAAGUUCAUAUCCCCUAUCAGGUGUUUGAAGAAAAGAGUAGGGGUAUUCUUAGACUGAUAUAUACUCAGCUCGAGACCUUUGAGACAUUUCUUCAAACAGUUUUGUUGUCAUUUUGAUGUGUCCAAGUAGUUCUCUUCCACAUUCAAUUCUUCGGGAUCUGCCUAUUGUGUACUUGUGCUUUUUCUUGAUUUCGCCUUGUUGGGUUUUGCAUAAAUUUAUGCUAAAGAUUGAAUCUUUGGAAAUAGUCUAUUCUUGUUCGGUUUUAUUUUCUUGAUUUGCAAUUAUUCUUGACACUUUGAAGUGAAAUCCUAAAUUUAUUGGAUUUCACACUUCAAUUCCAAAAACCUGUGGGUAUAAUUUACCCUUUUAUUCCUUAUCUGUUGUCAUCAUCUAAUCUUCAAGAAAGGUCAACUAUGGGGCUUUCUUGACCUGGUCCAAUUUUAAUAAAUUUAUAUUAUUUAGAGUUCUUUUCAGCUCAAUUUCAAACAGUGUUUGACUGUUAGCUUAAGGCAAAUGACUGGCCCUUUCCCUCCUUAUGAUAUCGAGUUUUGAUUUUUGAAAGCAAAGGUUUAUUCUGGUGGAAGCCUUUGUAUUUUAUAGCUUUUAAUUCCUUUUGCUUUUGGAGAUUGGGGUUUGAAUCGAGUCCCCUUUUCUGCGGUUUCGUGUUAGAUGGGCUAAACGUAAAAACCAACCGCUUUGAUUGAUUAUUCUUUCUGAACAUCUCUCACACUCUUAUCAGAUUGAUUUUGCUGUAGAAGGGAAAAAAAGGUUUUUUGAUGCAUAUCUCACUUUGGAAGCCAUUAUCUCACUGUGCUUCUCUAGUCUUGGACAAAAAGAGCAGAAGAAAAGAUGAUUCUGAUCAUUCAACAGAAGAAAUCAAGAGAAACCCUUUAAUUCUGCAGAAAUUGCGAGAGCAUAAGCUCAAGGAGGCUCUCGAGGAAGCAUCUGAAUAUGGGUCUCUUGUUAAAUCCCAAAAGAUGGCUUCUGAUUCCAUGGUCGAUCAAGAUGAGGGUUUGGGCCGAUCACGAUCACUUGCUCGACUAAAUGCACAGGCAGAGUUUCUUAGAGCCACUGCUCUUGCGGCUGAGCUUACAUUCGGUUCUGGGGACUCCAUUCCCGAGCUUGGUGAGGCAUUCUUGAAGUUCCUCAAGAUGUACCCUAAGUAUCAGUCUUCUGAGAGGAUUGAUCAACUGAGGGCAGAUGAGUAUUCGCAUCUCUCUGGUCCCAAUUCAAAGGUAUGUCUCGACUACUGUGGAUUUGGAUUGUUUUCAUUGCUACAAACUGUUCACUAUUGGGAAUCGUCCACAUUUAGCUUGUCUGAGAUUACUGCAAAUUUGGGAAAUCACGCUCUAUAUGGGGGUGCUGAGAAAGGCACCAUUGAACAUGAUAUAAAGAUGAGAAUAAUGGACUAUUUGAAUAUCCCUGAGAAUGAGUAUGGCCUUGUAUUUACUGUGAGUCGUGGCUCAGCCUUUAAACUGUUAGCUGAAUCGUAUCCAUUUCAAGCAAACAAAAGGUUGUUGACCAUGUUUGAUCACGAAAGCCAGUCUGUGAAUUGGAUGGCUCAAAGUGCUAGAGAGAAAGGUGCCAAAGUUAAUAGCGCUUGGUUUAAAUGGCCUUCUCUCAAGCUCUGUUCGACUGAUUUGAGGAAGCAAAUUUUGAACAAACGGAGGAGAAAGAAAGAUUCCGCUGUUGGACUUUUCGUGUUCCCUGUGCAGUCAAGAGUUACCGGUGCAAAGUACUCGUAUCAAUGGAUGGCCCUGGCUCAACAGAAGAACUGGCAUGUUUUACUUGAUGCUGGGUCGUUGGGCCCAAAGGACAUGGAUUCUCUUGGAUUAUCUUUAUUUCGACCAGAUUUCAUCAUCACGUCAUUCUACAGAGUCUUUGGCUAUGACCCGACAGGAUUUGGAUGUCUUUUAAUCAAGAAAUCUGUGAUGUCAAGCCUUCAAAAUCAGUCUGGACAUGCAGGGUCAGGUAUAGUGAAAAUCACUCCUGUGUUUCCUCUGUACUUGAGUGAUUCAAUGGAUAAUUUUCCAGGGUUUGUAGAGGACGAAGAAGUCAAUGGGAAUGAAGUUAAGUCAGAAACUCGUCCAGGAUCUCAGUUGCCUGCCUUUUCUGGCGCAUUCACAUCUUCACAGGUGAAAGAUGUAUUUGAAAGUGAGAUGGAGCAUGAUAACAGUUCUGAUAGGGAUGGGACGAGCACUAUUUUUGAGGAAACUGAGAGUAUUUCUGUUGGGGAGGUUAUGAAAAGCCCGGUCUUUAGUGAAGAUGAAUCGUCGGAUAACUCAUUGUGGAUUGAUUUAGGUCAGAGUCCACUGGGUUCUGAUAAAGCUGGUCAUUCAAACAAACUCAAUGUGUCCUCUCCAUCGCCACCAGUUUGGUUUUCUGCCAGAAAAAAUCGCAGGCAAAUUUCUCCAAAAUCAUUAAAGCUAUCAAGUAGCCCGAUGUUUGACAAGGAACUAUAUUCAGGAUACCAUGACCACCAUGUAUUAUCAUUUGAUGCAGCUGUUCGAUCAGUUUCUCAAGAGUUGGACCAUUUUGAGGAGAUUCCUGAAGAAGAACAUUUUACUGAAAGAAACCAGGCUUCAAGAGAAUAUAGAACUCCAGAGUAUCGACAUUUUCAAGAAAUUGAAGAGGAACCAGAUACCAAUAACAAAUCACUAAAUUCUGCUGUAAAAGGAUACGGUCCCAACAACUUGGCUUCUGCUUCUAAACAUAGAAGCAUUAUGAACGGUUCAGCUUCUGAGAUAACUCCCUGUUCAAAGGAAAACGCAAUAAGACGAGAAACAGAAGGUGAGUUUAGGUUGUUGGAAAGGAGAGAGAGAAGUAGAAUGGCUGGUGGUAGAUUUUUUGGCAUAGAAGAGACAGAGCCGCUUGGAAGCAGGGAAAGAAGGGUAUCCUUUAGCACAGAAGACAAUCACAGAGCUCAUCUAAACCAAACUCCAGAGCUGGGAGAAUUAUCAGUCACAAACCUCGACGAUGAGGACUACAUUAGUAAUGGGGAAUACGGUGAUGAACAAGAGUUGGACAGGAAUGAACCCGAGUUAAUCUGUAAGCAUCUUGAUCACAUAAACAUGUUAGGUCUCAACAAGACAACCUCUCGACUCCGAUUCCUGAUUAAUUGGCUCGUAACUUCAUUGAUUCAAUUAAGAUUCCCGGCUUCAAACGGAAAGGACAGUGUAACACUUGUUCAGAUCUAUGGCCCGAAAAUUAAAUACGAAAGAGGUGCAGCUGUUGCAUUCAAUGUGAGGGACCGAAACCGGGGUCUGAUUAGUCCGGAAGUUGUUCUGAAAAUGGCUGAGUCACACGGUAUCUCUCUUGGCGUUGGCAUCCUCAGUCACAUACGGAUUCUGGAUAGCUCCAAACAGCAACGAGGCUCUUUGAGUCUUGACGAUUUGACCCUUUGCAAGCCAAUGGAAAAUGGCAGACAUGAUGGUAAAAGUGGGUUCGUCAGAGUUGAGGUUGUCACUGCUUCUCUUAGCUUUUUGUCCAACUUCGAUGACGUUUAUAAGUUAUGGGCAUUCGUGGCUAAAUUUCUUGACCCAGCCUUUGUCAAAGGGGGAGUCCUCACGACUGUUGCAGAAGAGGUAGAAGCAUGAAGCCUGAAACUUGUGCUAAUGUUUUACAUUUCCUUUCCCCUUGCUACAAAGGGAAUAUGCAGAGAUGCAUUGCCAGUGGAUGGUUCAAUAUCGGGGGCAGACAAACGAUCCAAGUGUCAGAGAAGCAAAAGAUGAAAACGUUUCCUUUUGCCCUUCUGCCGCUUCUCCUCCUCCAAGUAGGUGGCUUGUUCAUUCAUGUUUUUAUUCGCCUUGGAUUGUUUUUUCCUUUUACCUUGUGGGGUGUAGAGUUGUUUUAGAAACGUGUAUCAUUUCAAAUAGUAAUGAAGAAGUCGAGCUCAUAUAAGUGCGGGGAACGUUACCAUCUCCAGAGCUGGUUACUGACCAAAGCAUUCUGCUGUAUAUAAAUCUUCAUAUUUUGCUUGCU
Molecule: messenger RNA, 4142 nt
Organism: Olea europaea var. sylvestris
Lineage: Eukaryota; Viridiplantae; Streptophyta; Magnoliopsida; Lamiales; Oleaceae
Exons: 1
Coding region: 938-3757 (939 amino acids)
Source: RefSeq, a predicted model, not a curated record